Antrostomus carolinensis (chuck-will's-widow) is the source of this 1263-nucleotide messenger RNA. RefSeq names its product mex-3 RNA binding family member C (gene MEX3C). Gene Ontology annotation, molecular function: RNA binding. The transcript has a single exon. NCBI's taxonomy places the organism in Eukaryota, Metazoa, Chordata, Aves, Caprimulgiformes, Caprimulgidae. The record is from RefSeq and is a predicted model, not a curated record. The coding region runs from base 1 to 1263 and encodes 420 amino acids.
AUGUCUUCCUCAACUCGCCUGUGUUUCCUUUCAACAGGUUGCAAAAUAAAAGCGCUAAGGGCCAAGACAAAUACUUACAUUAAGACCCCUGUUCGUGGAGAAGAACCCAUCUUUGUUGUCACUGGACGAAAAGAAGAUGUAGCCAUGGCCAAAAGGGAAAUUCUUUCAGCUGCUGAACACUUCUCCAUGAUCAGAGCAUCACGUAACAAGAAUGGUCCUACCUUGGGAGGUUUACCAUGUACCCCCAACCUUCCGGGUCAGACAACGGUCCAAGUCAGGGUGCCUUACCGCGUAGUUGGGCUAGUGGUUGGACCGAAAGGAGCUACAAUCAAAAGAAUUCAGCAACAAACCCAUACCUACAUAGUCACUCCGAGCAGAGACAAGGAACCAGUCUUUGAAGUUACGGGAAUGCCCGAGAACGUUGACCGCGCGCGGGAGGAGAUCGAGAUGCACAUAGCCAUGCGCACGGGCAACUACAUCGAGCUCAACGAAGAGAACGAUUUCCAUUACAACGGCACCGAUGUCAGCUUUGAAGGAGGUGCUCUUGGAUCUGCUUGGCUUGCUUCUAACCCUGUCCCUCCUAGUCGUACCAGGAUGAUUUCUAAUUAUAGAAACGACAGUUCCAGCUCUUUGGGAAGUGGCUCCACAGAUUCCUAUUUUGGAAGCAAUAGAUUGGCUGACUUCAGCCCGACGAGUCCCUUCAGCACAGGUAACUUCUGGUUUGGAGAAACGUUGCCUUCAGUGGGCACAGAAGACCUUGCAGUCGACUCUCCCACGUAUGACUCUUUACCAACACCUUCUCAAACUAUAUGGACCCCUUUUGAACCUGUAAAUCCACUUUCUGGCUUUGGUAAUGAUCCUAUUAGUAAUUCCAAACCUCAACGUCGAGGGAGUCAACCAUCAACUCCUCGUCAAUCACCCACCUUUCCAGAAAAUCUUGAUCAUCCCUUGGCAAGGAGAGUGAGGAGCGACCCACCUAACACUGGCCACCAAACUGGCCUUCCUAUAUACAUCCCUGCUUUCUCCAACGGUACCAACAGUUAUUCCUCUUCCAACGGUGGUUCCACAUCUAGUUCACCUCCCGAGUCGAGACGGAAACACGAUUGCGUGAUCUGUUUUGAGAGCGAAGUCAUCGCCGCUCUGGUUCCUUGCGGUCACAAUCUCUUCUGUAUGGAGUGUGCCAACAACAUCUGUGAGAAGGAAACGCCCUCGUGUCCUGUUUGCCAGACAGCUGUUACUCAGGCAAUCCAAAUUCACUCUUAA